CCUGAGCUUCUGGGAUUUAUUGUAACAUUGCUUUGGUUCCCAGAGGCUCAUGGGCAGGAAGAACCAGACAUGGAUGAGUGAGUUCUUUUUGCUGGGGCUGUCCAGUGACUGGGGGACACAGGUGUUCCUCUUUGUACUGUUUCUGGCCAUGUACCUGGUGACUGUGUUGGGGAACUCCCUCAUCAUCCUCCUCAUCAGACUGGACAGCAGGCUCCACAUCCCGAUGUACUUCUUCCUCAGUGUCCUGUCCUUCGUGGACAUUUGCUACACCAACAGCACUGUCCCUCAGAUGCUGGUCCACUUCCUGUCAGACUGCAAGUCCAUCCCAUUCCACAGCUGCAUGCUCCAGCUGUACACCUCUCUGGCAAUGGGCAGCACAGAGUUCUUCCUGCUGGGAGCCAUGGCCUAUGACCGCUUUGUGGCUGUGUGUCACCCCCUGCACUACAUGGUUAUCAUGCAUGAUGGGCUGUGUUUGGUGCUGGCCUCUGGCUGCCUGGUGGCUGGCUUUGCCAACUCACUGUUGCAGACCAUCCUUAUCUUCAAGUUGCCCUUUUGCCAUAAUGUUAUCAAUCACUUUGCCUGUGAGAUGCUGGCUAUGCUAAGGCUGACCUGUGUGGACAUCUCCUUCAACAAGGUCAUGGUGGCCAUCUCUGGAUUCCUGGUGAUCAUGCUUCCCUGCUUCCUGGUUCUGUUCUCCUACACUGGAAUAGUGGCUGCAAUCCUGCGCAUUCGCUCAGCUCAGGGACGGAGAAAAGCCUUCAGGACCUGUGCCUCCCAUCUUACUGUGGUCUCCAUGUGCUUUGGGACGGCCAUCUCUACCUACAUGAGGCCUGAGGCUGGCUCCUCGGCAGAACAGGAGAAGAUGGUAGCCCUCUUCUAUGCCGUGGUGACUCCCAUGCUGAAUCCCUUGAUCUACAGCUUGAGGAACAAGGAGGUGAUGAGUGCCCUACGAAGAGUGUUGGGAAAACUUGGUGAAGAAAACUCAAAAAAGUUCUCCCUUUCUCCAGCUGGACAAAGAAAGACAUUCUAAACAAAGAAGAAUCGAUUGAUAUGACCAUUCUCCUCAUAGUGUUGACACUGUAGACCAG
Molecule: messenger RNA, 1088 nt
Organism: Loxodonta africana (African savanna elephant)
Lineage: Eukaryota; Metazoa; Chordata; Mammalia; Proboscidea; Elephantidae
Product: olfactory receptor-like protein OLF3
Exons: 1
Coding region: 50-1030 (326 amino acids)
Biological process (GO): G protein-coupled receptor signaling pathway; detection of chemical stimulus involved in sensory perception of smell
Cellular component (GO): plasma membrane
Molecular function (GO): G protein-coupled receptor activity; olfactory receptor activity
Source: RefSeq, a predicted model, not a curated record